GUUCAUUUAACUACCGGUAGUCGCUCCAUUUUCGUUCGGCACUUCUCAACCUGUUCUGCAAAGCUGUAGGGUCAUGAAGUUUUGCCCAUCAUGAGCUUCCCCGGUGCUGCGCCGCCGCCCGAAGGCGUUAUCCCUGAUCUUGCUCACCCGCAAGAUGUACUGAGAACUGUGAAUUAUGUCACACAAGCGCUGACAAUCUGCUUCGUCACUAUCUUCGUGGGAAUACGAUUUUAUGCCAAAACCAGGUUGCUAGGAGGGGGCUUUACAGCAGAUGACUACGCGACGUAUUCGGCUUAUGUACUCAUGAUAGGGUACUGCAUCACUGCGUGCUUUGCUGGUUCACAUGGUGGAGGUCUAAACAUGUGGGAAGUCUCCAAGGAACAAGCUCAAUUAUACUUUAAGUCUUGCUAUGCCGCUACGAUCUUCUACGCCCCGAUGGCCAUGACCGUCAAACUGGCCCUGCUUAUUAUCAUCAUCCGAGUCUUUGGAUCUGUCCACCGGCGAACCCUCAUCGGAAUCUACAUCUUUAUCGGUAUGCUCGUGGCAUAUUACGUCUCCGGCUUCUUCAUCAAAAUCUUCAUCUGCUGGCCGAUUCACGCAUACUGGGAGGGAGAUACCAGCAAAUGCUUGGACCAGAGCGCUAUCGUUACAGCCGACUCUAUAAUCAGCGUGAUUAGCGACUUAGCCAUCCUGUUAUUACCGACACCCCUUACCUGGUCACUCCAGCUGCCUCGACGAAAACGAUUCCGCGUUGCAGGGCUGUUAUGUGCUGGCGGAGUUGCCACAGGCUUUAGCAUUUAUCGCUUAGCAAUGAUUGUUGAUGAGGGCAAGUCUACAAACAUGACGAUGGUCUUUAUCAAAGUCAUCUUAUCGGGUAACGCUGAGGUUGGUAUCGGCUUAAUAUGCGCCUGUCUUCCAGCCGUCAGUACCCUCUACGUUCAACGCGCUCGAGGCUCCUCAUAUUUUAAGAACCCCGGUCAAUCAAGCGUCAGCGGCCGCGGCGAAAUCAUCUUGACGAGAUCAUAUCACGUCGAUAGAUCGGCAUUAGACAAGACCAUUGACGAGAACGCCAUCGAGUUGGGCCACGAUGAGACUGGACUAGUGGCCAAUAUCGAGACUCGAGUCCAUGCGAAUGCCGCAGAGAGCCAUCACUCUACUCGGUCCGACGAGACGCUAUGAUUUCUUUCUUUCUUUUGUUUAUUAUAUAGUCAAAAGCUUUGCAACAUUUUUACAAUUUAAUUAUAAGAUUUUUAGGUUUAUGAGCGGAUAUGAGCGAGGACUUAGAACGAGACUGGGCUUCAUUUUUGCGGUCGGAUACAAUUUUCGGAAAUCUAAUUAUAUACCAGCCUUUUCGUUAGACAAGCGCAAUCAAUAGUAUUGUAUUAGCCUAUUAGAGCCUAUCUAUGAUAGAAUAUAGACGAAAUGU
Molecule: messenger RNA, 1426 nt
Organism: Trichoderma asperellum CBS 433.97
Lineage: Eukaryota; Fungi; Ascomycota; Sordariomycetes; Hypocreales; Hypocreaceae
Source: RefSeq, a predicted model, not a curated record